Molecule: messenger RNA, 7789 nt
Organism: Biomphalaria glabrata
Lineage: Eukaryota; Metazoa; Mollusca; Gastropoda; Planorbidae
Product: beta-adrenergic receptor kinase 2-like
Exons: 20
Coding region: 251-2566 (771 amino acids)
Biological process (GO): G protein-coupled receptor signaling pathway; protein phosphorylation; regulation of signal transduction
Molecular function (GO): G protein-coupled receptor kinase activity; G protein-coupled receptor binding; ATP binding
Source: RefSeq, a predicted model, not a curated record
UACGCCUUUGCGUAACUAAUUAGACUCUAAUAUUAUUCAGUAAGUACUGUGUUAACGUGAAAACGGGGUUCAAACUAACAGGAUUUAAGCUAAACACCGUAACGUGGACUUAAUUCCUAUGUUUUUGAUUAGUGGGCACACAUAUCAAAAUGUGUGAAGGCUAGAAACUAUUGAUGUCAAGGAUUAAGUGAAUAAUCUCCACAGAAUAUUACUUAGCAAGGCUGCUUGAUCUCAAGCCAAGUCAUUGAAAAUGGCGGAUCUUGAGGCAGUACUUGCCGACGUUAGCUACCUAAUGGCAAUGGAGAAGAGUAAAUCUACUCCAGCCGCUAGAGCUAGCAAAAAAAUUGUCCUUCCUGAUCCAAGUGUUCGCAGUGUUAUGCACAAACAUUUGCAAAAAGUGAAUGAAGUCACAUUUGACAAGAUUUUUAAUCAAAGACUAGGAUUUUUAUUAUUCAAGGACUUUUGUGAGAAUAUAUAUGAAGAACCUGUUCCACAGUUGAAAUUCUAUGAGGAGAUCAGGAGGUUUCAGAAACUGGAGACAGACGAGGAGCGGAUCAAAGAAGGCCGACAGAUCUACGACACAUUCAUCAUGAAGGAAUUAUUAUCUCAAUCACAUGAAGGUCCCACUGUUCCUCUUGAACCUAGUGAUCACUGCGAAAAGACUCCCGUGCUGCAAGUUUUUAGAACCAUCGCGGUACAACUAGAUGUAGAAGAGAGGAUGCCAUGGAGUUCACGGGUCUCUGAGAACACUGAAAACACUGAAAACACAUGGAGUGAUCAGUUGACCAAGUCUUACCCUAAAACAGCCGUGGAGUAUGUACAGGAAGCGUUAACACAAGCACAGAAGACAAGGAAGUUAGAUGCGGAUAUUUUUGAGCCCUAUAUCAAUGAAAUUUGCAAUUCUUUGAGAGGUCAUAUAUUUGACAAAUUUAUAGAAAGUGACAAAUACACCAGAUUUUGUCAAUGGAAAAACUUAGAAUUAAAUAUUAAUUUAACAAUGAACGAUUUUAGUGUACAUAGAAUCAUUGGCAGGGGAGGUUUUGGGGAAGUCUAUGGCUGCAGGAAGGCAGACACAGGGAAAAUGUAUGCAAUGAAGUGUUUAGACAAAAAAAGAAUCAAGAUGAAAGGUGGAGAAACACUUGCUCUGAACGAGAGGAUUAUGUUGUCUUUAGUUAGUACUGGGGAGGGCAGUCCAUUUAUUGUGUGCAUGACAUAUGCAUUUCAAACACCAGAGAAACUCUGUUUUAUUCUUGACCUGAUGAAUGGUGGGGACUUACAUUAUCACCUCUCACAGCAUGGUGUCUUCACAGAGAAGGAGGUCCGGUUCUACGCUGCAGAAGUGAUUUUGGGCUUAGAGCACAUGCACAGCAGAUAUGUGGUGUACAGAGAUCUUAAGCCAGCCAAUAUCUUACUGGAUGAAAACGGCCAUGUAAGGAUCUCAGAUCUUGGGUUGGCAUGUGACUUUUCAAAGAAGAAACCACAUGCUAGUGUAGGGACACAUGGUUACAUGGCACCAGAAGUGUUACAGAAAGGAACAGCUUAUGACUCUAGUGCUGACUGGUUUUCAUUUGGUUGUAUGCUGUACAAGUUGCUCAAAGGUCACAGUCCAUUCAGACAACACAAGACCAAAGAUAAGCAUGAGAUAGAUCGCAUGACUAUGACAAUGGUAGGUCCAUCGAAUGUUGAUUUACCUGACACCAUGUCUAUAGAAAUGAAGAGUGUCCUAGAGGGCCUGCUGCGGAGAGAUGUGGAGGACAGGAUUGGCUGCAGAGGAAGGGGAGCUCAGGAAGUGAAGGAGCAUCCCUUUUUCAAAGGUAUUGAUUGGGUCCAAGUCUACCUCCAGAAAUAUUCCCCACCGUUGAUACCACCAAAAGGAGAGGUCAAUGCAGCCGAUGCGUUUGAUAUUGGAUCAUUUGAUGAGGAGGACACUAAAGGAAUUAAGCUGACUGAAGCUGACCAGGACUUGUACAAAAAUUUUCCUCUGGUUGUGUCUGAGAGGUGGCAACACGAAGUGGCCGAGACUGUGUUUGAUGCCAUCAACGCAGACACUGACAAGCUGGAACAGAAACGUAAACAGAAACCCAAGGGAGAUGAAGUGGAUCUAGCUGGGCCAACAGACUGCAUUGUUGAAGGAGAGGUUCUCAAAUUAGGUGGCCCUUUCAACCAGUCCUGGUCUAAAAAACACUUAAAGCUGUACCCCAACAGAUUAGAGUUUUACCAGAAGUCUAGAGAUGGCACAGUGCCCAAGGGGAAAGCAGUGGAGCUCUACUCUAUGCUGGAUAUCAAGGAAGUGCUGCCCGAGUUCCAGAAGUAUCAGAAGAUGGAGAACUGUAUUGUGUUGAAUUUAAAAACAGAUAAAAUCAUCAUUACUUCACCUGACAAGGUUUUGAUCAACCAGUGGAAAGAUGAAAUCAUUCAAGGGUUUAACCUGUCCACACAGAUUGUAGCCACAAUGAACAAAAAAGCCAGCAAGUUGUAUGGUUCUGAUAUCCCAGGAUCUCCCAGCACAGAGAGCCUACGGAAUCCACUGGAACAUCGUAAUAGUAAUGGCAACGGCAGUAGUUAGCUUAUUUGUUUCAAUUUUUUUGUCUGGAUUAUUGCAUUCAUGUUCCUACAUUGUUUGCUUUGUCUCAAACUGACCUACAGGUUUCUUUUUUUUUUUUUUUUUUUUUUUUUUUUUUUUGUGUCCAUCAUUGUAUUUGUUUAUGAAUUGAAAUUGAGAAGUUACUCUUGAUUUGUUCAUAACUGUUAUAACAAAGUUGAUUUUGUCUGUUGAUUGUAAACAUUUUUUUUUUUUUUUUUAUGGAUUGACCAGCCUGUGUGUAGCAAGACAGCAAAGAAAACCUGCACCUCUGAAAUAGAACCACAAAAGAUUAAAAGAGUUUGAUUUCUUAUAAUAGAGAUAAGUUGGGUUAGAACGUGCUGCAUUUAGAACUUCCAUUUCUUUCUUAUUCAUUUUCUUUUUUUUUAUAUGUAAUAACUGAAAGUGAAAAGAAGCUAUAUAAAAUUGUCGUGUUAGAUUCCUUGCUGCUGACAUGACCAGUUUGUUUCUCAAGUGUAACAGUCACUGUAACAUUGUUCUAGCAAGUGACGCAGUUUUUUUUAUCGGCAGUUCACUUCUUCCCCCACCUUCUACAUUUGGCUCCCUCCCCCUCUGGCGAUUGCAAAUUCAAAGAAAAACUUGACUGUUGAUGGGAAGGGCUGGUGUGUUUGAAAAAAAAAACUGCUUUUCCUGUGAUAUAUUGACAUAUUAAUUUGAAUCAGUUCACCAGUCUGUUGCAUUGGACUGUGAGGACCUCCGUGUUCAGUCUAGUAGACACAAGCAGUUGGACAAAUGUUUCCUUUGUAGUUGGUUAUCCAUGAUAUUCAAAUGAACACAUUUUAUAAAUAUUAUGAAUUGGCUAUGAAGUUUUAUAUUUAGCAAGAUUAUCUCUGUAUGUCACAUGUUAUUGACGCCAUUACUGAUGGUGACUAGUAAUAGUUUUAGCAAGAAUAUUAAGAAAAUCUUUGUCAAAACAUAUUAUACGUGUUUCUGACAGCAGUAACAUUGAUCUUUUUUUAAAGGUUUUCUGUGUAUGUCACAUUCUUGGCAAUGUCAAUGUUUUUUGAUAAAGCAAAUUUUUUUUAUUUAGUGGUUUUAGAAAAAUAUUGAAAUCCAUUUACCCCGAGUCUCGACCAGUGUAUAACUAGGGAAACAUUAUGUAGCAGUAUUGUAGGUGUGGUAGUGACCAGUUGUUGACAUGACAAGACUCAAUCUCAGCUGACUUUCCAUUCUACUCUAGUCCCCUUGAGCGGCUCUCAUUGCUACGCAAUACUUAGAAGCAGAUCAUAGUUACAACGCACCACAGAGACCUCUGGAUUUCACUCAUGGCUGCAUGCAUACGGCACUUUGCAAUAGUCCUCCUAGCUGGCGCUGAAGAUGGCUAUAUACUGCAAUAGUUCUCUAGUUGGCGCUGAAGGUGGCUAUAUACUGCAAUAGUUCUCUAGUUGGGGCUGAUAGCUUCAUAUACACUUUACGAUAGUCCCCGUCUCCCCCCCCCCCCCCCCAGUUGGCUUUCAUUGCUACAUGAAUGUUGGUUUUAAUUGCUUUUUUUUUUUUUUUCUCAAGUUUGUUUUUUAUCAAUUAAUCAAAUUUUUUUUUUUUUUUCAUUGUGAAAGCUUUUCUACAGAUCUGAUAUUUGCUGGAAAUGUUCUCAGUUAUGCUGGUAAAAUUCUUUAAGAACACAUCGAAUAGAUUGAUAGUUAGGAUGAAAAGAUAACAUUAUUUUUUUUUUUAAUGAUUCUAUUGAGCUGGUCUUAUUCAAAGGAUAGAAUAUAAUUCUGUGAAGAAGUCAAUUUAUAAAAACCCCAAUAUUUUGUGUAAACAUGUUAUUAGUUCUCUAAACUUACAAGAUGCUGGCUCCAUGUAGACAUUGGUUCCAACAGCUGCAGAAAUGUCAUUUUUAUGAUUAGGCAAAAUAUACAGAAUGCUGUGUACCUUUGACCUUUUCAUUGUUGUCUUUAUUUAAACUUACACUUCUUGGUGGUUACUGUUCUCUACGGACUGAUAUUCCAGUCUGUGGAUAAGACCUUUUGGUCUGUAGAUUAUCAUGACAUAAUUGAGUCACCAUGAUAUUUAUUUCAAAGUUGGGGAUUGGUACGAGCAGCAGUGCUGCCAAAAAUGUUUUUCAUGUUUUUCCCUAUUCCCCAAUAAAAAAAAUAAUAUAUUUUGUUAAUUAUGUCCUUUUUUUUUUGCUUUUUUUUUAAAAAAAAAGUCUGUUAUGUCGGCCCUCGCUGUAUUUUCAGGACACUCAAAAUGUCGGAAGUUACUUCACUGCUUCUGUCCUUGCUUCCCCAAGUAGAGCCCCACAGACUAUUUGAAUUGUAAUGUUGUUCUGUUAGUUUUAUGUAAACCCCAAUGCAAGAGAAUUGUGAGAAUCCCUUGGUCCCUGAUCAAUUGCCCAGCUAAAGAAGGAGAGACUGAAAGAAAAUGAACAUUUUUCUGAACACCUUAACUAACUUUGGUGAAUUGAAGGUGAACAAACAUUUUUGUUUUGUUUCUUGAGUUCUGUUCAGUUUUUACUUUGCAGUGUCCCUUUAAUUUUGUUCUUGUUUUUAAAUUUAGUGCAAGAAAAAAAAAAAAGUGGGGGGGGGGGGGGGGGGGGGGAAUGAGAUCAGCAUCAAAGUAAUUAGGCUGUGAUUUCAUUUGUUGUCUAAUUUGACUCAUUUUUUUUUUUUUUUAAGUUUUGUUUUAUUAUAUUGUUGAUUUAUGUUUUCACAUUUUGCUGAGUCAUUGUUGAUCAGUUUUGAGUUCAAGUAUACGAAACUAUGUCCUAAAAGACUCGUUUUUAGUUAUUUGUUCUUUUUAACUCAUUAUGUCCCCUCGUAUUUUAGGUCAGCCAUCUUAUCAGGACAGCUGUUUCAUAGAACUUAUUAUUUAAUACCAUGCUAUGCUUUUGGCAUAUAUUUUGAGUUCCCGUCUGCUAUUGCUUGUCUAUUUAAACAAACAAACAAACAAAAAUCUCUGGUCUUGAUAGUUCUGAGACCGUAUGUUCUAUACAUGAACACAUUCGCCAUUAUCUCAUUGAUAUUAUGUUUAACCAUGUUUACUUUAUAACUUUGUUUUUGUAUUCUUCACUUUUGAUUAACAAAUUUCUAUAGCCUCAGUUGACCUGGAGUCCAGCUAAGGGGCAUGACAGAAUGGAUCAUUGUUUCUUUAAAUUCUAAUCCCCCCCACAGACCCUUGUCAUGAUAAGACAUUUUUUUUGUUGUUGUAUGCUUGUUUUACUUUAGAAACAUUAUUUAUAUUUUUUAUGUCCCAGUGCAAUAUUCUAACUCUAUGAUUGGGGGAGAGUGAGUGGAUGGGUGCUUCCGUUAAUGGGUCAAGAAUGGUCAGAUCAGCACAAAAUUACAUAAAAAAAAAAAAAGGGGAGAAACUCUUUAUUCUAAUGAUAGGUCUUGGCCUAAAGUUUUUAAUUGUAUGCAGUAGGAUUAGUGUAUGAGACCAUGGUUUGAUUCAAGUUGAACUUAUCAGUGAUGUUUCAGUACGAACUCAAUUUUUUUUUUUUUUCAUUUGAAUGUGAAAGCUGUCUGCAUUCGUUAGAAACAUUUCCUCAUGUUCCAACUGACCCUAGUCCCAUACUGUGCGCUAUAAAUCUGAUAGAAUUAAAACUUUGAAUAUGUGGAGAGAAUAAAAACAAUAAUAUGUUUAUUUCAAUUUUUUUCGCUUUCAACUGACACUUUUGUCUCUUCAGGUUGUCUCUCUUCUCUGCCCUAGACCCCCCCCACCCACCCGCCCUCAAACCCUUCGCUGCAGGCAGUGAUAUCACUACAGCUGAUCUGAGUGAUAGACUAUGAUGUCAGAGGAACUCAACCAAAUCUUUCAUGUUUUUUUUUUGUUUUUCUUUUACGAUGAGGUGCACAUGAAGAAAAUGUGUGGCUGUUGUUGUUUGUUGCAUGCACAGAGGAUCACAUUGACGUAGUUGCAGAUCUCUUUUUUAAGUUAGAAGAUAUUGUGACAGAGGUGAUAGAUUCUUUGUACAUUUUGUUUGCUUGUAUAACCCGGACUUAAAAACCAGAUAUCUAAGACCCUGACACAUUUAGCUGCAUUGGAAAGCGGGCUGAGAAGGUCUUGGAUUUUGGUUUCUUUUUUUAAACAAUAAUUUGGGCUAACUCUCCAUGGGUGUCUCGGGCAGGACAUCAACUCUGUUCUGGUAGUAGCAAACUGGCUUUACCAAUUUUGUUACUCUACAUUUCAGUGUCCUUUUUUUUGAACUUGAUCAUGUGAAUUUCGAAUGCAUGGAAACUCAUCUAUGUUUGUUACAUUUGAAGUGAAGGUGGGGCUGUGUAUGCUGAGUUUGCAUAUCUCUCUCUGUCUAAAGGGUUUCGUCUGCAUUCAGACAUUGGUCAUCGCGCGGACAGAAUUCAUGUGUUCCUCUCCCUUUCGUUCUAAAUGGCUUGAAAGUAAUUUAUUUCUCUUAGUCUAAUUCUCUCUUAUAUUUGUAUUAUCUCAAACAUUGUAUAUAAAUAUACUCAUAUCUAUACAUACAUAUACAUAUAUAUAUAUAUAUAUAUUAACUUGCACCUUUCAGUGUUGAGGAUUUUAUGAAACUUUUUUUUUUUUUUUUUUCUAAUUUCAAAUGAUACAAAUAUUUCCUUGUAAAUAAUGACAUCUUUUGAAGACAAAAAGUUGUUUUGAGAGCUGACUAGAGAGAACAAGUUUUAUAAAUGUGUUUUACUUUAGGUUGUCUAUGACUGUAUCGAGGAGUCUCCUCGAUGGUUCUUGACAUUUUUUUCACCCUUACACUAGUUUCUGUUUCUGUCAGGUAUUGAUAGUCCAUGGCCCAUGGAAAAGUGUGAAGUAAGUGUGUGAAUCAAGAAAUUUCUGUUCCCUGUGCCAUGGAUAACAUCACCCACUAUUUGUCCCCCCUUCAAUUUCUCUCAACUGUGGAUAAUAUCAUCCCCCUCCCCCCCACUUUUGUUUUAUAUACUGGUACUCUCUGGGCUGUGGGUACCAUCACCCUUACUUUUUGCCCUUUUCAAUUGUUUUGUUGUUUUUACUUUCUAAGCUUUGACUAAUCUGUGUGUGUGUGUGCGGCGUCAUGUUUGCAAGACUGAAGUGUGUGUGUGUCAGGUGACUCUUUCAUUGUUAACAGACAUGUGACCUAGACUUUCCCCAGGAUGUGACGGGGGCGGGGGGCCCUGUCCAAUUUUCUCACACAUUUCUAGAUGUGAUAUCUUGCAAAAAUUUAAUGUUAAUUUUUUUUUUUUUUUUUAAAUAAGAUUUGAAAAUAAAUCUUGUCAUACAAAG